AUGGCACCCACCGCACCAUCCAAGCGAUCAAGGCCUCCAUUCUCGCCUCCUCGACCGGGGAUAUCCAAAGUCACAAAGUCUACGAAAGGGAAAGCCGUGAACGCCCAGGGUGCAGCGAAGCGGAAAUCGGGAGGAAAUGGAAACAUAAACGCCGACUCAGCUGUGCAGAAGAGUAAAUCAAAACCUAACCCGACGCCCACAUCCGCGGCGAAAGAGAAAGAAAGGCGCAAGCGGGGGCAGAAGCAGAAACAGAAGCAGAAACAGAAACAGCGUGGAGCGGGUGGUACGAUGCGCGCACUUUUCGACCGAGGCGGCGACGAUGAAGAUGACGAUGCCCACAACAGACGAAAAAGGCACGCCGAAGAAGACGAAGACGAUAAUGAUGAUGACAAUGAUAAUGAAGCCACUUUGAACGAUAUCGCCGCAAAUAUGGACACAGCAAGCGACACCGACGAAGAUACAGACACGGACACAGAUACACAGAACAAGACGGACGAGUCCGGCUCGGAAAGGGGCAAUUUCGACGAAGACAGGGACAAAGAUAGAGUCAGCCCGCGCGAUGACGAUGAAAGGGAAGGUGAGGAUGAAGACGACCAAGGCAACGCGCUUUCUCCGUCCGCCGGUCUCGAUUUCUCCAGCCCAGAACCGGAUUUCAUCCUCGCCGAAGUCACACACACGGACAAGCAGACGCAUGGUCGGUCCAGAGGCGCCAAAUCCUCCUUCUCCGCCUCCGCCUCCGCCUCCGCCUCGGUCUUGGACACCGAAGAAUACCCUAUCCCGUUACCGCUCGUGCAUCGGAUAAUGCAUGCCCAUUUCGAAGACCCCGCCACGAAACUCUCCCAGGACGCGAGGGCCCUCAUGGGUACGUACGUGAGCGUGUUCGUCAAGGAGGCGAUCCGGAGAUGCGCCGACGAGAAGAAGGAGCGGGUCAAGCGCGGGGAGGGCGGAGAUGCGGGAUGGUUGGAGGUUGAGGAUCUGGAGCGCGUGGGAUGUCAGUUGGUUUUGGAUUUCUGA
Messenger RNA from Cladophialophora carrionii CBS 160.54, 1014 nucleotides. RefSeq lists its product as uncharacterized. The record is from RefSeq and is a predicted model, not a curated record. NCBI's taxonomy places the organism in Eukaryota, Fungi, Ascomycota, Eurotiomycetes, Chaetothyriales, Herpotrichiellaceae. Gene Ontology annotation, biological process: replication fork processing; kinetochore assembly; resolution of meiotic recombination intermediates. Bases 1 to 1014 code for a protein of 337 amino acids. Gene Ontology annotation, cellular component: FANCM-MHF complex; Fanconi anaemia nuclear complex. Gene Ontology annotation, molecular function: protein heterodimerization activity. The transcript has a single exon.